This is a messenger RNA of Olea europaea var. sylvestris, 1544 nucleotides long. RefSeq names its product probable serine/threonine-protein kinase PIX13. The record is from RefSeq and is a predicted model, not a curated record. Bases 113 to 1411 code for a protein of 432 amino acids. Gene Ontology annotation, biological process: protein phosphorylation. The transcript has 6 exons. Lineage: Eukaryota; Viridiplantae; Streptophyta; Magnoliopsida; Lamiales; Oleaceae. Gene Ontology annotation, molecular function: ATP binding; protein kinase activity.
UUGAGGCCUGCCAUUAGAUUUCUUUGUGAGGCCGGCCAUUAGGUUUCUUUGUGCUAAACUACCUAAACAUAGAGAGAGAGAGAGAGAGAGAGAGAGAGAGAGAGAGAGAGAGAUGGGAACCUGCUGGCCUAAGCCUAUAGAUAAUCUUCCCAGCACCACCAAAUUUUCGAGUCCAGAUCCAGUUAAUGAUGAUUCAAAGACAAUAAACAAUAGCAAUCACGCCAACAACAAUACUCAUCAAAUUGGCAGGCAUUCAGAAGCUGAUCCGAAUCCCCUAGGAGAAGGCGGGGCCGGGGCCGGGAAGGGUGUUCCUCCAAGUGGUAAAAUCAUUACUCCAAACUUGAAAAUGUUCACCUUAGCUCAACUGAAAUAUGCCACUAGAAAUUUCAGACCAGACAGUGUAUUGGGAGAAGGAGGUUUUGGGACAGUAUACAAAGGUUGGAUCGAUGAAAAAACCUAUGCACCAUCAAAAGUUGAUGUUGGAAUGCCUGUUGCUGUCAAGAAAUCCAAUCCAGAUAGUGAACAAGGCCUUAAGGAAUGGCAGGCAGAAGUAAAGUUCUUGGGAAAAUUUAGCCAUCCUAAUCUUGUCAAACUAUUAGGUUAUUGUUGGGAGGACAAACAUUUCCUAUUGGUCUAUGAGUACAUGCAGAAGGGAAGUUUAGAAACUCAUCUCUUCAGAAAGGAUGUAGCAGAACCAUUUUCUUGGGAUACAAGGAUGAAAAUAGCAAUAGGGGCAGCUUGUGGACUUGCUUUUUUGCACACAACUGAAAAGCAAGUCAUUUACAGAGAUUUUAAGGCUGCCAAUAUUUUACUUGAUAGGGAAUUCAAUGCAAAGCUUUCGGAUUUUGGACUUGCUAAGUUAGGUCCGGCUGAUGGUAUGUCACACGUGACAACAAACGUUGUUGGGACGUACGGAUAUGCAGCUCCCGAGUAUGUGGCCACAGGUCACUUGUAUCUGAAAAGUGAUGUGUACGGUUUCGGAGUCGUCCUACUGGAGAUAUUAACAGGUCAACGGGUACUCGAUUUGAAUAGGCCCAAUGGGCAAAUUAAUUUGGUAGAUUGGGCCCGGCCAUUUCUAUCCGAUAAGAAAAAGUUGAGAAAAUUAAUGGAUCCAAGGCUCGAGGACAAGUACCCUCCUAAAGGUGCAUUCGAAAUAACCCAACUCAUACUAAAUUGUCUCGAAGCCGACCAAAAAUCCAGGCCAGGGAUGGAAGAAGUAUUGGAAACUUUGGAACGCAUUAGUACCAUCCAAAUGAAACCGAAGGAGUUCAAAACCAAGGCUAGACGAGAUCAACAACCUGGAAAUCAUCACCACCGUUCUCCUCGCCAUGUACACCAUGGAGGUGGCAGAACUAGCAGAGCUCGACUGUGUGAUAAUCUAACUGCUGCCCGGCCCAGGUUUAUUGACUAGUGUUGUACAUGUCUAAGCCACUGGGUUGGAAAUUUGUUUGUUGUUUUAGUCUUCCUAUGAGCACAAAAAUGUUUUGGUCAACAUACAAAAGUACCUAAAGGUCUAUAAAAAAAAUCAUAUGAAAAGUAAAAAA